AUGGAUCAAAAUAUGGAAGAAAUUGAAAUUGUUUUUGCGCAAAAAUUGGCCGCUGGCGAGCAGGUUAUACGCAAAAGGGCGUUUAGGUUGUUGCGUAACUGGAUCAAGGAAGAAAGCGGAGAUAAGAGAUUCGAGGCAGAAUCUAUGGGUCGACUUUGUAAAGGAUUGCAUUAUGCACUUUGGAUGCAAGAUGAUAUGCUUAUUCAGGAAAAGCUAGCGGAUAAUAUUGCUUCACUAAUUGGCAAUUUUAGAAGCAAUGAGCAUUCAGCUCAGUUCAUAAUGCAUAUGUUGCUGGUAUUAUCAAACGAAUGGCACAGGAUCGAUCGUUGGCGUAUGGAUAAAUUCCUUAUGCUUAUACGCCGACUCCUUCGAGCUAUAUUCAAAAGAUUGAAGAGAUUUGGUUGGGACGAAUCGUUGGUGAAAACUCAUUUUAUUCAGCAAUUUAUUGCAGAUAACAGUUUUUGUGAGGGUCUUAAAUAUCAUUUCGCCUCUGUCUAUCUUGAUGAAUUGGAUGGUGCAGGCGGAUUAACAUCAGAGCAAGUUACGCGAAUGUUGGAACCUUAUUUUAAUUUACUUGCUUAUAAAAAUAUUUCGUUAUUCGAAUAUGGCAUAAUCGGAGAAGAACUAUUAAGGAUUGGUGGGAAUCAUUCAGUGAUCACAAAGCGCAGAAAAAAAUUAUAUAGACUUGCUCGCAGGUUGGAACUAUUUAUCAGAGAUAUGGAAUAUUGCUAA
Messenger RNA from Dracunculus medinensis (Guinea worm), 732 nucleotides. The record is from the annotation of a GenBank genome assembly. NCBI's taxonomy places the organism in Eukaryota, Metazoa, Nematoda, Chromadorea, Rhabditida, Dracunculidae.